UCUGGUUGUUAGAAGGAGCAUCAGCCUCGUGAUUUCCGGAUAAUCUUGGCUUUCACCGUGAGGCGUCAUAAUUCUUCCUUUAACUUCCAGGUCAAAGUUUAAAUGGUUUAAUAUGGUUGAUGUUUCUUAGCAAGAUUUUUUUCCACGUGAUGGGGUUGCCGACCUUAUACCUAACCCUCCUCCUUUACCCAGGCUACAUAAGUAAUCGUGAAGGAUUUGCAUAACAUCUGAGCUACUUGAUAAAUAAAACUGUCUGUUCUCAAUAUAAUUGAAUUUCUCUUAAUGACUUACCAAUUUAGUAAAUAAUCCCUCCUUUCAGUUAUGUCUUUUCUUCCAAAAUUCUGUAGACUCAAAAGAUGGGAUUUAGAUGCAGCUGCUGCUCGUGUACGUCAAAUACCACAACCUUACCAGGCUACACUAAAAGGUCCAACAAGUGUUAGGAAAAUAUUCCGUAAACAAGAAGAUGCUAUUAACUUUGCCAAACAGUUUGGUCAGGAAAUAAUGGUCUUCAGUUAUGAAAGCUUAUCCCUUGGGAAUGAAGGUCAACGUUCAUUUUUAGCAUGUGGAAUCCAGUCGUUCUUUUACACGUACAAGCAAAUGGCGCCUUCUUCUCGUUGUCACUAUGAGGUAAUUAUGGUAGACAGACCAGCUAAAUUAUAUUUGGAUAUAGAAUUUUGCAAGUUAUCUAAUCAAAAUAAAGAUGGGGUAGUAGCUGUUAAUACGUUUCUAAAGGCUUUGUGUGCUUGUAUUCGAUUCUUCUAUGAUGUAACUAUUGAACCCAGUGAAAUAUUUAUAUUGGAUGCAAGCACUUCGAAGAAAUUUAGUCAACAUGUCAUAAUCAACAGUAAAAAUCUUGUAUUUCGAAACAAUUUAGAACAAUGUCAGCUGAUUCGUAUACUUUGUAAAAGUUUGUCACAAUAUAGUUUAUUACAUACUGAUUUCCUAUACACAAAUGAAUGUUCGCAUUGUUCAAAUCAAAUUAAUCAUCUUAUACAAGGUAUAUUUCCCGAGGUUCAAUUAACCAGUAACGAUGCCAAAAAUUGUUUUGCUUUACCUAAAUUAAAACAGUCUACUUCAUCAUCAAGUGAAUUAUGGACAAGUGUGUGUGAUUUAGGCGUCUAUACACGUAAUCGUAAUUUCCGUCUGGCUGGGUCAUGUAAAUUAUCCGGUAGUGGAUUAUUAUUACCAAAUUAUGUAAUCAAUAAGAAUGAAAUAUUUUCAUGUAUAUGGUCAAAUUGGCAAUCUUGGGCACGGACUCUUGUUACUUAUAUUGAUGAACAAUGUUCAAAUUUUAUUUAUCGACCGGUGGAAAAUUGUUGCUGUAGUAAAACUGAUAACACUUUACUCACUUAUUUACCUACUAAUAAUGACAUCACUCAUUCUAAUAAUGUACAUAAAGUCCUUCAUGAAAAUGACGCCAAUAUUUGUCUUCAGUCAUUACCAUUAAAAUUAAUUGUUUUCAUAAGGAAAAUUAUCCGAGAAUGGUUUAAUCGUGGAUUAUCUGAUGAAAAAACCAGUAAUGUGUUGUACAAUUUUGAGAAUCAAAUCAAAAUUAUUUCUUUCAAUAAAGGCAAGUUAGCCAUAAAAGUGGAGAAACUGCGUUUCUGUGAAAGAGUCAAUCGUUCCCAUAAAAGUAAUCAUAUUAUCCUAGUCUUUGAUCUCAUCAAUGGUUGUUAUUAUCAGAAAUGCUUAGAUCCUGACUGUCGACUGGUGGGUUUUCGUUCAUCUAGUAUGCCAAUACCUGCCGACUGUCUCAAUGUUCCUUUUGUAUGUAACGGAGAUGAAUGUGUGUUGAGUGAAAGCAAUCUAACUAAUAAAGUUGAAUAUUUCAGUGUUUCUGUAACACCUGAAGAUUUAAUGCUCGGUUCUAUACUGGAUGGUUUUCAAAAUUAAUACAGUUUGUUCAAAGACAUAACACAUGAUUUCUUUAUAUUUAAUAUGAACCAUGCAUUUUACUCCUUAAAACGUGCGAUAACAAACCAUUUUCAGGACGUAUAUUAAACAACUAACUCGGUCACGAUGGAUAUCUCUUCGUAUUGAUUUGAUGAAUUCAACACUUCUGGCUUUCAAGUAUUCAUACAAAUUGGGAAUGUAGUUGGCUUUUCUAAAUAGCACCUUAACCAACAUUUUGUGUCCCAUAUGUACUUUCCAAAAAAAAUUAAUUAGACAUUUUAAACUAGUUUUGUUUAUUUUUGUGAAUUUAUAAUAAAACACUUAUUUAUAUAACUUUGAGAUCAAAGCCAACGAAGCGUCUUCACUACAAUAUGUAUGCUACACUGGCUCUAAGUAUGACAGAUAAAAGAAGGCAUGUGGAAUUAAUCGUGUUCACAUUCAAUUGUAAUUGGAUACAGCAUCAGAUAUCACAUUAAUCUCUAAACGGACAUGGAAUUUAAC
This is a messenger RNA of Schistosoma margrebowiei, 2394 nucleotides long. The record is from the annotation of a GenBank genome assembly. Lineage: Eukaryota; Metazoa; Platyhelminthes; Trematoda; Strigeidida; Schistosomatidae.